Cutaneotrichosporon oleaginosum is the source of this 1308-nucleotide messenger RNA. RefSeq lists its product as uncharacterized. NCBI's taxonomy places the organism in Eukaryota, Fungi, Basidiomycota, Tremellomycetes, Trichosporonales, Trichosporonaceae. The record is from RefSeq and is a predicted model, not a curated record. Gene Ontology annotation, molecular function: metallopeptidase activity.
AUGUCUGCUCCUCCGCCCGUCACCGCCCCUCCGCAGUCCGACUACGGGCGUCUUUUUAACAUCACGCUCGACGCGCCCGCCGCCCCCGUUCCACGCGUAUACUACCCCCUCUCACAGUCUGACCCACCCGAAGGCCUCGAGCUCCACCCCCUCGCCGUGAGCGGCGAGGCGGGCGAGCGCGUCAACCUCGCAAUCUUCGCCGAUGGGUACACUGCGUCCGACCGCGAGACCUUUCUCACCGACGCGCGCGCUCUCGCAGCCGACAUUGUGUCAGGUGACAGCGCGAUGGCGCACGUCGCCGAUCUCUUGAAUGUUUGGGGCAUUUUCGCGCCCUCCGCUUCUCCCGGAAUCGGGAUAGACGAGCCGCUUCCAGGCGCGCCGUUCGGACUAUAUAGGCCUGGGCGUGAGCUGCGCGCCGUGUAUGUGGGGCAUCCGGGGCGUGCGCACGCCGCCUGUGCAAAGUUUAAGGAGUGUGAUCAGCCCGUGUUGCUGGGAAACGACGGGUUGUACGGAGGGUUGGGAGGGACUUUCACCAUCAUCACCGCUUCUCAACGUAACGGGCCGCUUGUCCUCCGCCAUGAGCUGGGACAUAGCCUCAUACCCGUCGGCGAAGAGUAUGAGGGUGGAUUCGUGUAUUCCGGUGUAAACGCCGACGCAGUGGAGAACGUGCACAAACUCAAGUGGAAGAGGUUCUUGUCCGAUCCGGAGCAUGUGAGGGUCGAGGAUGCCAAGGUCCCAUUGCAAGCAUAUCCGUGGCACGAUCUCGACGAGGGCAAGUACGUCGUCCGGUUCGAAGGAAGCAACAGGAAGAGGGACAAGAGGAGAUACACCUCUGCCCGCCUCCGCCUGUCCCUCUCCUCAAUUCCGUACGCGUCGCACGUGCGCCUCACCCUUAACGGGGUAGUGGUAGACCUCUCGCCGCAGUUCGCGGAGGACUGGGACGGCGUGCUCGAUCGGCGGUGGGUCCACCUGCCCCUGCCAGAUGGCCUCCCCGCUGGCAAGGUGAGGGUUGAGGUGGCUCUUACGAACGAGGGGAGGAGGGCGAAGGCGGGGCAGGGCGGCAAGAUGCUCUCAUCUAUCGAGAUCGCUGAGUACGCCGAAGAUUUCCAAGCCGAACCUGGGUUCGUGGGCGCUUUCCCGACAUACGACGAGAAUGGAGACGUGAGCCUACGCCCGACGAACGAGGACUGCCUGAUGCGUAACGUCAACCAGCCCCAUUUCUGCGUCGUAUGUGCGCACGGACUGAGGGCAAGUCUCAAGCGGCGGAUAGCCCGGAAGAAGGGCACCGAGGCCGCCGUGGGAGUAUGA